This is a messenger RNA of Cladocopium goreaui, 1924 nucleotides long. Lineage: Eukaryota; Dinophyceae; Suessiales; Symbiodiniaceae. The record is from the annotation of a GenBank genome assembly.
GCGGCUGGAACCUCCCAGCGGUGGCACCUGGCAUCCAGAUCAGUUCUGAUUUGGGAAUGCCUGGAAGACUGCCCAAAAAUGAAGAUGCGGAAGCUGGCCGAAGUGGCAACGAAACGAGCCCACUGAUCGAGAAGCCAAGGGAAGUGUCCUUGCUACAUCCAGUGCAGUGGCUGCGAACCUUGUCGCAGAGCUACACAUGGAAGCUCUUAGCCAUGGUGGCAUGUACCAACCACCUCCUGAAGGGCUUUGUCGCCGGAGGUGGUGAUGAAGGACUGAUCGGUAAACCUGCUGAGUUUCUGUUUGGCGAGUUGGGCGUGUCCGCUGGAAGACUUCAAUCACUGAAGGCGGUGGCCAUCAUCCCUUUCGCACUGAAGCCGCUAGUGGCCUUGCUGAGCGAUGCCUUUCCCAUCGCCGGCUACCACAAGCUGCCCUAUGUGGUGAUUUUCACCGUCCUCUCAUUUGGUGCCCUGAUGACAUUGGGCUUGGGCCUCGCUGUGUCAGAAGCUGCCGUGGUGACAGCUCUGUUUCUGGCUUUCUUGCAGGUGGCCAGCAUCGACGUGCUGAUGGCAGCAAAGUCAUCAGAGGAGGUGAAAAAACAUGCAAAACUCGGCCCCGACUUCAUGACCUACACUUGGCUGGGAAUCAAUGUGGGGCAGGUCUUGAGCGUGCUCUUUCUGGGCCCAGUGGUGGCCACCCUGGGAGCGCGGGCGCCCUACUGCUGUGCAGCUCCCUUGGUCUUGGUCGUGCUCUGGCCAGCCCUUGGCAACUUCAUGGGGGAGCGCCCCACAGCGCCGCAGGGUUGGCCCAUGGUCUUCCAGCAACACAAGGUGCUGUGCCGCUUGACCUUGCUGAUUGGGGCCCUGGCUCUUUUCUUGGUAGUCUCCACUUUUACCAUGCACGACAUCCAGUUGCUGAAGAUCUCGGCUGGCAUGGCUGCAGUCGUUCUGAUGUCCUUUGCCAUUUUCAUCAGGUGGGAGAUCGCUGGCCCAGUGAUCUUCUUCUUCCUUUUGGGCCUGCUGAAUCUCAACAUUGACGGUGCUCUCUUCUAUUUCUGCACUGAUGAUGCAGCUGAGUUCCCUGCUGGACCACACUUCAGCCCCAAGUUCUAUAUCACAGGCCUCGGAGGGGCCACCUUUUUGGGCAUCACCGUGGGCUACGCCACGGGGCCGGCGCUCUUCCGCUCCUGGAGCUAUCGGAGCAUUUGCCACGUGACCAUUCUGAUGCGGGCCUUCUCUACGAAACCUUGUCGUAACUCAGCUUGCCAUGGUGCCGUUGCUGCGGCGCAGCGGCUUUGGUGUACCGGACAGCGUGUGGCUGCUGGCAGUGAUGGGCAUAGACAGCAUCGUGCAAGCCUGGAGAUGGAUUCCAAAGCAGGUUUUGGCAGCGCAUUUAGCACCCAAAGGUGUGGAGGCUACAUGCUUGGGCCUGCAUGCUGGGACCUUCAACAUGGCCAAUAUCCUGAGCUCCUAUUGCGGAAGUUUCAUUCUUGGCUACUUUGGAGUGUCACCCAGAGGAGCCCCACUGGAAGCUGGCAAGUUCGACAACCUCUGGAAAGUACAGUGCAUGUCAGCUCUUCUUCCCUUGCUCUUGCUGUUCUUAGUUCCGAUGCUGGUUCCAAAGAAAGCGCAAACCGAGCCCCUCUUGGAGGAGCAUGAUGACUCAGCCACACACAACUCUCUCUUUGAGAGAUUUACACAGAGAUGACUUCCGUGCUUUCACGCCUGUUUGCGUCUUGCGUCCAGAAUCUGACCAAUAACACCGAAGCUGGAAGACUCUGGAAAUUGUAGUAUCUAAUCACCGUUCAGCUGGGUGGCUGGUCUUGGUAAUAUGUGCUUUGACGCAUCUUCUGGGCGAAAGUGUUGCGCAGACGCUUCGCAGCAUAGUUAUUCGAGCGAAAACGACUGACUACAUGCUGGAAAGGUGG